Molecule: messenger RNA, 8392 nt
Organism: Toxotes jaculatrix (banded archerfish)
Lineage: Eukaryota; Metazoa; Chordata; Actinopteri; Toxotidae
Gene: piezo1
Product: piezo-type mechanosensitive ion channel component 1
Exons: 54
Coding region: 397-8280 (2627 amino acids)
Source: RefSeq, a predicted model, not a curated record
UCCACCUACAGCACUGUUACUUCAGACUGGGCCCCUCCGAAGGAACACAUGCAACCAAACUUUUCCUCCUCGCCGAGAGCUUCUCCGAGCAAUCAGCUGAGAGCUGCAAAGACACACACACCAGAAGGAGCAAGACAAAUCGAUUAAUCGGAAGCUUUUCCUUUUUUUUUAAAAAAAAAAAAAUGUGAACCUGAAGACUUCAACUGAAGUUUUUUUUUCUUGUCUUUUUGAUGGGAGAUUAUGAGCGCACGUUGGAAUAAUGGCGUAUUCGUUCCUCUGUCACGUUUAAUCAAUCAAACCCGAUGGAGCCGUUUAAGUUAGCGAGCCCGAUCGAUGGUAGUUAUCGAUAAAUCGCUGUUGAUCACCCCGGGGGAGUGAGAAUUGAUCAGAGCUGACAUGGAUCUCCAGGUGAUUGUCUGGCUCUUCUACUGCUUUCUGCUGCCCAUCGUGCUCUUAACAGCUUGUCUUUUUCGCUACAACCUCCUGUCACUGGUUUAUUUCCUCUACCUGCUGCUGCUGCCAUGGUUCCUGUGCCCCAACAAACACACAAUCAGAGGUCACACAGGUCGAUUUAUCAGAGCAGUGUUCUGCACCAGUCUACUGUUCCUACUGGCUCACAUCUGCUUCCAGACGGUUCUAUACACGCAUCCUCCUCUCAGCCUCGCCUUAGGUGAUAACUGUUCACAAUGGGACACCAUAACCAGACAUAUAGGAGUAUCCAGGCUUCCCUUGGACGAUGCCUGGAGUGUGUUACGCCUUCUGUGUCCAGAUCUGGGCGUGUGUGUGGUUUCCUUGGUAACAGUUGUCCUCUGCAGCAAAUUGGUCAGAAACAGAGAAAUGGUAGCUGCUGCCAACAUUACAUCGCUAGAAGAUGAUCCAACACAUAAAACCUCGGAUGAUGUGGAGGAGGAGGAAGAGGAGGAGGAGGAGGAGGAGGAGGAAGAGGCCUCAGGAGAUGAGGGUGACGAAGAGAGGUCAUUACCCGGUGACCCCGAUGAGGAGGUUUCCACAGCAACCAGAGCCAAGCAGCUGGCUGAGCGUCUGAAGGCCACAGCUCGGAAAGUUCUGCGUGACCUGGGGAGAAUCGUAGCCAUCGGCCUGCUGGCUUUGGCAGGCAUCACACUGCCUUCCGCCUUCUCAGCGUUCUACUUCCUGCUUUUCAUCGGCGUGAGCACGUGGUGGGCGUACCACCUUCCCAUUAGUCAUCUGGGUUUCAAUGCGCUGUGUGUGAUGGUGGGCUGCUUCACUGCUGGCCACAUGGUUUGUCUGUACCUGUACCAGAGUCUUCUGGCCCAGGCCCUGUUCCCCCCACACAGCCUGUGGGCCAGGCUCUUUGGUUUGAAGGACAUCAUCAUACCAGGAAACUGCUCCUUGCCCUAUGACCUCAACCUCAAUGCCAAUCAUGAUUGGCCAGUUUAUGUCAACCCGGGAAUUCUCUUCCUCCUCUACAUUACCAUAGCAAGUGUUCUCAAGUCAGGAUGUCACAGUACACCUAACCAGCAGGCUGAGGAGGAGCAGAAGCAGGAGAAAAGGGAGGAGGUGAAACAGGAGAUGGUGGAGUUAAAGUCCUGGAAUCAACAGAAGGAAAACUAUGAAGAUGACACAGAGCUCAUGCUCCUGUCUGUAGGAACAGGAAGCAGCCGAGGAGGAACAGUGGCUGGAGAGAGUCACACAGAUCUGGGUGUUAGCGGCGUCUCCAGUGGCAAACAGAGUGAAAGUCCGUUCUUCAUGCUGGGGAGGGUGGUCAUGCAGCAGAGCUAUGUCUGUGCUCUCAUAGCCAUGAUGGUUUGGAGCAUCACAUACCACAGCUGGCUGACCUUUGUGCUGCUGCUGUGGGCGUGUCUCAUCUGGAUCCUGCGGGCCAGACGGCACGCAGCCACACUGUGCUCUCCGUUCAUCCUGCUCUACGGCCUGGCUCUGUGCUGUCUGCAGUACGUCUGGGCCAUGGAGCUUCAGCCUGAACUGCCCAAAACUGUAGGAACCAUGAGCCUCAGACAGCUGGGACUGGACAGAGCCCAGUACCCCUGUCUAAGACUGGGCGCUAUGCUGCUAUUCACUUUAACUUUCUGGCUGUUGGUACGUCAGUCAGUGAAGGAAAACUUCAGCAGGAAGAAGAAAAUGGCCACACCACUACAGGAAGUCACUACAGGAGAGGGGUCCGGUAAUGAAUCAGUCCUGAAGGUCCUGGGGGGCAUGGUGAUGAGCUGUUAUGCCAAAUACUGGAUCUAUGUGUGUGGAGGGAUGUUCAUCAUGGUCUCCUUUGCUGGAAAACUCGUUGGAUACAAGAUCAUCUACAUGCUGCUGUUCCUGCUCUGCCUCUGUCUCUAUCAGGUGUACUACGCUCUAUGGAGGCGUCUGUUGAAGCUUUUCUGGUGGCUUGUAGUGGCCUACACCAUGCUGGUGCUGAUCUCCAUCUACACUUACCAGUUUGAAGACUUCCCUCGAUACUGGAGAAACUUCACUGGUUUCACAGAAGAACAGUUGGCAGCCAUCGGUCUGGAGACGUUUGCUUUGUCUGAGCUCUUCACCAGUAUUCUGAUCCCAGGCUUCUUCCUGCUGGCCUGUAUUCUGCAGCUGCACUACUUCCACAAACCCUUCAUGAGAAUCACUAACCUGGAGCAUGUUACACCAAUACACAAACAAUCUGCCUCCAGGAAGAAGAGCAGUCAGAGGACUGAACAGGUUGUUACUGGUAAUGUCGACUUCGAAGAGGAAGACCUGGUGACGAACACAGAUGAGGAAUCUGAAGAUGAAGUGGAGUUGAUGCCCAGUAAGUGGGGCCUGGUGAUGGACAGGUUGCUGGUUCUCUCCAGAAGAUUCUCUGACAUUCUGACCAAAGUUCAGGUGUUUCUCUGGAGGCUCCUGGAGCUCCACAUCCUCAAGAUGGUGGCGUUCUUCUCUGUGUGGGUGGCGCUUGAAGAGCCGUCUGUGAUGAACCUGGUCCUGGUGGUUUUGUGGUCUCUGGCGAUGCCCUACAGUCGCUUCAGGCCCAUGGCUUCCUGUCUGUCUACAGUGUGGGUGUGCGUCAUCAUCGUGUGCAAGAUGCUGUACCAGCUCAGCGUUGUCAACCCUGUUGAGUACUCCAGGAACUGCAGCCUGCCUUUAACGAAUAAAACCAACCUGUUACCAGAGGAGAUGAUGAACUCCUCUCUGUAUAAGGAGCCAGUGGAUCCAGCCAACUGGUUUGGCAUCAGGAAAGAUGCCACUGUGCUAGGAUACAGCAAGAACCACCUGAUAGUGCUGAUGCUGUUGGUGUUUGAGGCGACGGUGUAUCGUCACCAGGCUCACCACUACCGUCAGCUCCAACGAUCUCCGCCCACCAUCCCCUCUCUCUUCCCUUCCGCCACCAGGAGGACUCUAGACAAAGGUCUCGUUCCCUGCUUCAAGUACCUGCUGAACUACACCUUCUACAAGUUUGGAUUGGAGAUCUGUUUCCUGAUGACGGUGAAUGUGAUUGGCCAGCGGAUGAACUUCCUGGUGAUCAUCCAUGGCUGUUGGCUGGUAGCCAUCUUGGUGAAGCGGCGGCGGGCAGCGAUCGCCAGGAUCUGGCCCAAAUAUUGUCUCUUCCUGUCCAUCUUCAUGAUCUACCAGUAUCUCCUGUGUGUGGGCAUACCACCUGCUCUCUGUAUAGACUACCCAUGGCGGUGGAACACUCCGGUGUUGAUGAACUCAGCUCUCAUUAAAUGGAUCUAUCUGCCCGACUUCUACACUGUGCCUAACUCCAAAAACCUCAUAGCGGACUUCAUGCUGCUGAUGUGUGCGUCCCAGCAGUGGAAGGUGUUUGAGUGUGAGCACACGGAGGAGUGGAUGGUUCUGGCCGGAGAGAACACGGACGACCCUGAACCGAUGGAAGGUCAGCUGUUCAACCCUGCGCCCAACUUCAUCAACUGCAGGAGUUACCUGGACAUGGCUAAAGUGUUGGUGUUUCGUCACCUCUUCUGGUUUGUGCUGUCAGUGGUCUUCAUCACUGGGGCCACCAGGAUCUCUGUGUUUGGACUGGGCUACCUGCUGGCCUGCUUCUUUUUUCUGCUGUUUGGAACCCGGCUGUUGGUCAAACCCUCCAGGACCCGGCUCGUCCUGUGGGACUGUCUCAUCAUCUACAACGUGGCCGUCAUUAUAUCGAAAAAUAUGUUAUCGAUCCUGGCGUGUGUGUUUGUGUUUGAGAUGCAGAAGGGCUUCUGCUGGGUGAUUCAGCUCUUCAGCCUGGUGUGCACAGUCAAAGGAUAUUAUGACCCCAAAGCGGUGAGUGACAGGACCUGCAGCCUCCCCGUAGAGGAGGCCGGGAUCAUCUGGGACGGCAUCUGUUUUCUCUGCCUGUUGCUGCAGAGGAGGGUCUUCCUCAGUUUCUACUUCCUGCACGUGACAGCAGAGCUGCAGGCUUCUGCCAAACAGGCAUCAAGGGGGUUUGAGCUCUUCAGAGCCAGCAUCGUGAAGAACAUUAGGUUCCACCAACAAGCUGAGCAGAAGUCUCUGUCCCAGCUCAAGAGAUCGAUGCAGAGAAUUCGCUCCAAGCAGCAGAAGUACAGAGACGGACACAAAACAAGUGAAGACUCCUCCGAGAGUCAGACUGCUGAGACCCAGACAGACAAGAAGAAAUCCAGGAAGAAAAAGUGGUACCAGCCGUGGUUGGACCACGCUACAGUGCUCCACUCAGGUGAGUACUACCUGUUUGAAUCAGACAGUGAGGAUGAAGAGGAGCUGCAGUCUGAAGAACAGAAGCCUCAGAAACAAACCGCCUGUCAGCUGGCGUACCAGGCGUGGGUCAGCAGUGUGAAAACAGCUCUCAGAGAACGCCAGAGACGCCAGCGACAGUUGAGGAGGAUGGAGAAAAAAAAGAAGGAGGGAGAAGGAAAAGUGGAGUCGCAGCAGGAGGCUGUCUCCAUGACGGAUCCAGGUUAUAGAGAAAAUGAUGUGUUUGAGGACCCUGUCAUUCAGGAGGAAGUGGAGGAGGAGGAGAAGGAGCAGGAGUCUGGUCACGGUGAGAUGGUCCAGAGGAUCUUGGACAUCCUGCGUUUCUUAUGGGCCAUAGUUUUGGCCAUGGUGGACGGACUGACCCAGUGGCUCAACCUGCUGACUAAACAGUACAGAGAGACGUCGACUGUUCUGUGCAACGAGCGCUACUUCAUCAUACACAAGAUACAGCAGCAGCAUCACACAACAGCAGACUCCACAGACGACCAGUUGUCUCAGGGCAGUGAAAGUCCCACGCUGGAGACCUGUUUAGAUGAGACGGAUGCAGAAACGUCCACCAGGUACAGCUGCCUGGAGGUGGAUUCCAGGGCUGGUACAGGCCGGUCUACACCCAGGCCGAGGCUCAACAGCACUGGGAACCUCUUGAGUCCCGAACCCCCAUCCAGCAGCAUGGAGCUGUUGCCGGAACCAUCCAGGCAACCACACAGACACUCCAGAACAGCCAGUGAGCUGCUGGGAGACAGGCAGUUCUUCAUUGAGGAGCUGGAGCACAGCAGAGAGUUCUACGACAACCAGAACCGUCCCCUGAAGCUGCUGUUUGCCAUGUACAACCUGCUGGCAGCAAACUCUGAGCUCGUCUGCUAUUUCAUCAUAGUGUUAAACAAUGUGGUCAGCGCCUCUGUGAUAUCCCUGGUCCUGCCCAUACUGGUGUUCCUCUGGGCUAUGUUGGCUGUUCCAAGACCUACCAAGAAGUUCUGGAUGACUGCUAUAGUCUACACGGAGGUGAUGGUGGUGGUGAAAUACCUGUUCCAGUUUGGAUUCUUUCCCUGGAACAGCGUUUACGAGAUGACGCUAAAUGAAGACAAGCCUUUCUUCCCGCCUCGCAUCCUGGGCCUGGAGAAGACUGACAACUACAUCAGAUACGAUCUGCUCCAGCUGCUGGCUCUGUUCUUCCACAGAUCCCUGCUCAUGCGUUAUGGUUUGUGGGACCAUGAGGGCCCCCUGGAGGAGCAGAGCCCCACACCAGAAAGUUGUAAGGAUGAAGGAAAAACUACAGAAGGAGAUGAAGAUGGAAGGAGGCAGGAGGAGGGAGGAGGAGGAGGAGGAGGAGGAGAAGAGAAGGAGGGCAGAGUUAGUUCAGCAUCCACCCUCGACAACCUGCGAGUGAUUGAACUGGAUCAGCUUGAGAAGGAUAACGUGGACCAUGUUGAACCGAGUGCCAGCUCUGCUGCUGCUACCCCACAACCCCCCGCAGCUGAACCAGCAGCCACUGGGUCAGAAGAUGGACAGGACACGUUGAAUUCUCCCAGCAGGCCGAUGGAAGAUAAGACGGAGGGGGACAGUGAGCGGGUGAUAGAAGAAGCCCCGAAGAAAAGCAGCAGCAUCCGCUUCCGCAGGAAACCUAAACAACCCAAACAGAAGCGCGGCAAAGGUGUACCGGUUCCAGUGGAGCCCACAGAUGAGGCUACAGAUCCCAGUAAAGAACCAGUGAAGAAGAAGCAGAAAGGCAGGAGGAGAGAGGCAGCCAGUCAGAGACUGCUGGCCGUGGGACGCAAGAUAAAACAUGUCUUCAUCUCUGGGAUUCAGAGUGUUUACAGGCCGACUCAGGGUUUCUUCAGGGAUAUUCUCCACGCUGAGUAUCGGGCUGCCACCGACGUCUACGCACUCAUGUUCCUGACUGAUGUCAUCGACUUCAUCAUCGUCAUCUUUGGGUUUUGGGCUUUUGGGAAACACAGCGCAGCAGCUGACAUAGCCUCCACCCUGUCAGAGGACCAGGUUCCCGAGGCCUUCCUGGUGAUGCUGCUCAUCCAGUUCAGCACCAUGAUCAUUGACAGAGCCUUGUACCUGCGGAAGGCUGUUUUGGGAAAACUCAUCUUCCAGGUGAUCCUUGUGUUUGGGAUCCACCUGUGGAUGUUCUUCAUCCUGCCUGCAGUCACUGAAAGGAAGUUCAAUCAGAACUUUGUGGCCCAGCUCUGGUACUUUGUCAAGUGCAUUUACUUUGGCCUGUCAGCCUAUCAGAUCCGCUGCGGGUAUCCCACUCGUAUCCUUGGCAACUUCCUCACCAAGAAAUACAACCACCUCAACCUGUUUCUCUUCCAAGGGUUUCGUCUGGUGCCGUUCCUGGUGGAGCUGCGAGCGGUGAUGGACUGGGUUUGGACUGACACGACUCUGUCUCUGUCAAACUGGAUGUGCGUGGAGGACAUUUACGCCAACAUCUUCAUCAUUAAAUGCAGCCGCGAGACAGAAAAGAAAUACCCACAGCCUAAAGGGCAGAAGAAGAAGAAGAUAGUGAAAUAUGGCAUGGGUGGACUCAUCAUCUUCUUCUUGAUCUGCAUCAUCUGGUUCCCCCUGCUCUUCAUUUCACUGGUCCGAUCAGUGGUGGGGGUGGUCAACCACCCCAUAGAUGUCACAGUGACUGUCAAGCUGGGAGGGUAUGAGCCCUUGUUUACCAUGAGUGUACAGCAGCAGUCCAUUCAGCCCUUCACACAGGAUGAAUAUGAGGACCUCACCAAAACGUUUGGAGACAAUGCGGUAGCCAUGCAGUUCAUCACUCUCUACAGCUACGACGACAUCGUGACAGCCAUGAUUGAAGGUAGUUCGGGAUCAGUGUGGAGGAUCAGCCCCCCCAGCAGAAACGAAGUUAUUAGAGAACUACUUGAAAGUCCUGUUGACCUAACACUACGUCUGGCCUGGACUUUCCAGAGGGACCUGGGUAAAGGAGGGACAGUGGAACACACCUUUGACAAAUACUCUUUAGACCUGGAACCUGGGAGCCCAGUCAGAGCAGAUCUGGCCUUACUACUGCUUGGCAAUCGCACUGAACCUGUGCUUGUUCCUCAUAUCUUCCCUAACUACAUCCGUGCCCCCAAUGGAGCUGAGGCCAAACCAGUCAGUCAACUUUAUAAAGAUGAUGAACAGGGUUACCUGAAUAUAACCCUGUCCCUAGAGAGUGACCGGUCACGGAACGACAGUAGAAACCAGGAGUGGUGGGACAUUGCCAUCGCAGGCUGUACCUCCUCUUCAUGUGGGGUUCUACCCAUGGUCAUAUUCAACGACAAAGUCAGUCCACCCAGCCUGGGCUUCCUGGCUGGAUAUGGGAUCAUGGGUCUGUAUGUGUCUGUGGUCUUAGUCAUUGGGAAGUUUGUGCGUGGCUUCUUCAGCGAGAUCUCACACUCCAUCAUGUUUGAGGAGCUGCCCUGUGUGGACCGCAUCCUCAAGCUCUGCACGGACAUCUUCCUGGUGCGUGAGACAGGAGAGCUGGAGCUGGAAGAGGAACUUUACUCCAAACUGAUCUUCCUCUAUCGCUCUCCAGAGACUAUGAUCAAAUGGACCAGGGACAUCCACAACCAAGACCAAGACAGACACUGACUGACUGACUGAUUAUGUUUGGCUGUAAUAGAAUACAGUGAUAUCUGAAGCACAAUGCAAAGAUGUCCAGGGGGACAGCUCCCAGAAAGCUUCAGGAGAUCACUCCUUACCA